This is a messenger RNA of Dunckerocampus dactyliophorus (ringed pipefish), 3119 nucleotides long. It is a transcript of the gene thap12b, whose product is annotated as THAP domain containing 12b. The transcript has 5 exons. The record is from RefSeq and is a predicted model, not a curated record. Lineage: Eukaryota; Metazoa; Chordata; Actinopteri; Syngnathiformes; Syngnathidae. The coding region runs from base 227 to 2479 and encodes 750 amino acids.
CUCGACUGCGUCUGUCGAGCGGAACAGUUCUCUUCGUCGGCUUUGAAAUUCAACUGCCGUCAAAUUAUCGAAGCAUUUAUUGUAAACACUGUGUUGUGAAACGAAGUCUGACGUUAUCGUUUGGCUAUGUUGUUGGAUGUCCAUUUCCGAACAAACGGCUUAAAAGGGUAGCAAACUUUGUCGAGGGAAGUAGUAUUAGCUAAGCUAGCGAGCUAGCCAAAGUAACAUGCCGAAUUUUUGCGCGGCCCCGAACUGCACACGGAAGAGCACGCAGUCGGAUUUAGCCUUUUUUCGUUUUCCAAGGGACCCUGAGAGAUGUCGAAUAUGGGUAGAGAACUGCCGCAGGGCAGACCUGGAGGCCAAAACAGUAGAUCAGUUAAACAAGCAUUAUAGAUUAUGUGCCAAACACUUUGACCCAUCACUGGUGUACAGAACAAGCCCUUACAGGACAGUGCUGAAGGAUACGGCUAUUCCCACCAUGUUUGAUUUGACCAUCCGCCCACGGAGUCUACGUGACAAGCAUCACAAGCAGAUUAAAGAACUUACGGAGGAGGACUUAAAACGAAUUAAGGAAAGGAGAUUGGCAGCUUCUGCUGCAUCCAAAAAAGAAGCUGCCGUUGAGGAAGGCACAAGCGCCAAUGGAGGCGAGCCCCAGCUGUCCACAGAGGAGAAGGAGCUUCGCUGUUACCUGAGGUCUUUGUUUGAGGUCAUAAUCAUGCUGGCGAAGCAGAGCAUCCCACUGGACACGUCCAAAGUCUCAGCGAGCGAGAACGUGUCCAACAACUUUCAAGCCCUGUUGGAUUACCGCAUAAACGCUGGAGAUGAGGCACUGAGGAAGCGCUUUGGGGGGGCUGCUGUUAACGCGGAGUACCUCUCCUCAACACAGCUGGGCCAACUUCUGGAUGUGUGUGAGAACACAGUGAGGGAGGAGAUGCUCAUGGAGGCAAGGGAGAGUCGUAUCUUCUCACUAGUUACAGCCGACCUGGUCGACUUUGGCAACGAGAAGCACCUGCCGCUUUUCCUGCGCUUUGUUAACCAGCAGAAUAUCCUCCGGGAGGAGUUUUUGGACUUUGUGCCAUUCAACGGCGACGAAGUGGCACUGGUGGAGAGGCUGGAGGCGCAGCUGACCGAGCGUUGGGGGCUCAGCAUGGAGGAUUGCCGCGGUCAGGCCCACAAGGUCACAGGGGCAUCUGCCACCAAGAUGAAGGCCGUGGCGGUGCUCCUGACGGAGAAGUACCCACUGGCCUUUCACAUGCCGUGCUCGCGCAUGGCACUCAACAUCCACCUGGCCAACAGUCUCCCUUUCCCCAAUGUCCAGAUCCUCAUGGAGACGCUGAGGAGGCUCCGCAUCUUCUUCAAAAGACCAGGUGCACACACGCAGCUGGAGAAGGCGAUAUCCACUCACUAUCAGAAGAACGAGGACAAAGCUGCGGUGCUAACACAAGCCUCUUGCAGCGGCUGGACAGAGCAACAUAACGUCUUUGACGUAUUGCUCGACAUCCUGGUACCGCUCAUAUACUGCAUGGAUGCCAUUCACAACAACGCAGACGACGUAUUUGACAGCGCUGUGAUAGCCGAUGCACUUUCCCUCGCCGAAAUCCUUGCCGACUUUGAGAUGGUGAUGACUGUGAUCGUGCUGAAGAAUGUCCUCACGUUCACCAGAGCGUUCGGCAGGAAUCUCCAAGGCGACACUCAAGAUGCAUUUUGUGCUGCCAACAGCUUGACUGCGGUCAUGCAUUCACUGAACGAGGUCAAUGAUAACAUUGACAUCUACCAUGAGUUCUGGUACGAGGAGGCUGUGAGUGUGGCCACUUCCGUGGAGAUUCCGGUGCGUGUCCCGAGGCUUUUUAUUCAGAGGCAGCGUGCGGCCGACAUGGGAGAGAUCCAAACUGAGGCCUACUACAGGGAGUAUGUGACGCUCCCCAUCAUCCACAGCGUCAUGCAGGAAGUGGAGGAGAUGUUCUCUGAGGUUAAUGUCAAAGCCCUCAAAUGUCUCUCGCUCGUGCCGGCCAUCAUGGGCCAGAUGAAGUUCAACACCACCGAGGAGAAUGACGCCAAUGUUUACCACAACGACCUGCCCAAUCCCGAGACACUCCCCGCCGAGCUCCACUGCUGGAGGAUUAAGUGGAAGCACCGCGGCAAGGAGGUGCGCCUGCCCACCUCCAUCCACGAGACGCUGCAGCUGCCCGACAUCAAGUUCUUCCCCAACGUCAACGCUUUCCUCAAGGUGCUCUCCACGCUGCCCGUACUGAAGUUGGAGGAGCAGCUGGGCGAGGCGGCAGGCACACGGCUGCAGGCCUACCUGGACAGCGUGCCGGUCGGGCAAUGGAACCGAAGCCUCGCCGUACUCCACGUCAACGCCGAAGUCAAGCCUGACUUGGAUGUCAUGGUGGACAAAUACUGCAGACUGUACCCAGAGGAUGAGCCUGAACUGGAGGCCGAAUCUGAGGUGGUACCUGAGGAGGAAGCCAUGAAGUGAAACACAAUUCAUCCUUUUAUUUCCUAUAACUGUAAUAAUCAUGGCCAAAAUCUUAGCAAUGCUGUAUAAAUUAGGCUGAUUUGGUUGUAUUCCAUACAGGCAUGGUCAAAAACACUUUGGCAUGCCAAUAUUUUUGGCCAUGACUGUACCUUUAGUGUAUUUAAACAUCUGACAUUUGCUUUUAAUGUGUGACGCCAGCAAGGGAACAACAUUGUGAAUUCUCACAUUACAUAGGGAGAAGUAUUUUUGAUACAACUCUUCUCCAGAGAGUGUGGCUCGUGAGUUUAUGCAGAGGUAUUGAUCAGUGACAGAGCUGUUAAAUAAAUAACACAUGUUCUUGACUACCAUCGAUCUGGAAGUUUAAUAACCCCUUUCUGUACGGUUUCAUUUUUAAACGCAGUUGUCGUAGGAAGACCACCAGAGGGAGCCACCUCAACAAAAACUAAACUACCAACGUAUUAGGUACACCUUGUAAAUACAACAGGCAUGGUGCAGUUCAUACCACAUUUUACUGAGUUGUUUGAUUUAAACAUAUUCUGCAGGCAGUGUAACAAUACUGAUGUUACUGACAGGUAUUUAUACUUACAACUGUUACUGUGCUUGAUUAGUUUGUCCUCUUUCCUGGAUUGAUAUUUGAAAA